GUCGCCGCGUCGAAGUCCACUUACUUUUCUGGGAGCUUGGUGCCUGGUAAACUAAACUACAGAGGAAUAAGUGGGGAUUUGGAUGUUGGUGGGCCUCACCAGUCCUCCUCCGCCUCUUCGUAGACGCCGACAAAGUCCAUCGCCUAGACGGCCAGUGACCGCGGUUGGUGCCCAGCCAGCGAAGCGGGAGCCAUGCCUGUCCCCGCUGGAUACCUCAGCGACUCCCCCGCUGCGGCCUUCGCAUCCUCGUCCUCGCUUAUCCCGCCGCCACCGAUAAACACCCAGCAGCCCGGUGUUGUCACCUCGCUGCUGUACAGCGGCUCCAAGUUCAGGGGCCACCAGAAGAGCAAAGGGAACUCUUACGACGUGGAGGUGGUUUUGCAGCAUGUCACCAUGGAGGAUUCCUACCUGUGUGGCUACCUGAAGAUAAAAGGACUGACAGAGGAAUACCCAACUCUGACCACGUUCUUCGCUGGAGAGAUCAUCAGCAGGAAGCGGCCAUUUCUCACCCGGAAAUGGGAUGCAGAUGAAGAUGUGGAUCGUAAGCAUUGGGGCAAGUUCCAGGCCUUCUACCAGUAUGCAAAGACUUUCAACUCUGAUGAUUUUGACUAUGAGGAUCUGAAGAACUCUGACUUUAUUUUCAUGAGGUGGAAGGAGCAGUUUCUAGUCCCUGACCACACAAUCAAAGACAUCAGCGGAGCUUCCUUUGCUGGAUUCUACUACAUCUGCUUCCAGAAAUCCACAGCAACGAUCGAGGGCUACUACUACCACAGGAGCUCUGAAUGGUACCAGUCUCUAAACCUCACCCACGUUCCCGAGCACAGCGCAGCCAUCUAUGAGUUCCGGUGACCCCGGCCGGCAUCGUGGAUCUUUGUGUUUUUUUUCUGAUGGACAGAGACUUGAGGCAAAGCAGAGGUCUGUGGAUGCUACUGAAGAGGAAAAGGAGAACAACCGGAGAUAAGAGUUUGGGCUUUGGCAAAGUGCAAACUCUUACAUGUUCUCAUUCAGUGGACGGACAGCUGAUUGAUCAGAGGACAGGACAGGACAAAUGAAUGUAUGUAUGGAUGAGACAAGAAGAAAGAGCAGUUCUGCUCCCUGGCUGGAGCUUGUAAAGUGAGAACCAGCAGCAGAGACUGGGUGUGGUUCAUACUUGUGUACCCUUUUCUUCAUUUGUUUUAACGUCUGGUUUAAAAAGAAAAAAAAAACA
This is a messenger RNA of Seriola dumerili (greater amberjack), 1207 nucleotides long. Its product is annotated as GID complex subunit 4 homolog. NCBI's taxonomy places the organism in Eukaryota, Metazoa, Chordata, Actinopteri, Carangiformes, Carangidae. Gene Ontology annotation, biological process: protein catabolic process in the vacuole; protein targeting to vacuole; negative regulation of gluconeogenesis. The record is from RefSeq and is a predicted model, not a curated record. The transcript has 6 exons. Gene Ontology annotation, cellular component: extrinsic component of membrane; GID complex. The coding region runs from base 193 to 849 and encodes 218 amino acids.